Molecule: messenger RNA, 786 nt
Organism: Guillardia theta CCMP2712
Lineage: Eukaryota; Cryptophyceae; Pyrenomonadales; Geminigeraceae
Exons: 3
Coding region: 1-786 (261 amino acids)
Source: RefSeq, a predicted model, not a curated record
AUGGAGCCGCCUGAGGUCCGACCUGAAGAUGUCAUGGUGGGACAGAAGCGACCAAGAUCCGAGGACGAGCUGCCGCAUUGUGAGCAUCACAAGAGGCGGUCGCGCUGCAAGGAGUGUGGAGGUUCAGGGUUCUGCGAGCACAACAAGAGGAAGUCUCGUUGUAAGGAGUGCGGAGGAUCCAGCUUCUGUGAACACAAUAAGCGUAAAUCAAGAUGCAGGGAGUGCGGGGGCUCCAGUAUUUGUGUGCACAAGAAGCUUCGCUCCCGUUGCCGAGAAUGCGGCGGCUCUGGCGUCUGCCCCCACAGUAGACUCCGGGCGCAAUGCAAGGAGUGCGGCGGUUCCAGUUUCUGUGUUCACAAUAAGCGCAAGUCUCGCUGCCGCGAGUGUGGAGGUAGCAGCAUUUGCGAACAUAACAGGAGGAAAUCGCGAUGCAAGGACUGCGGGGGCUCCAGCAUUUGCGAACAUGGAAAGCUUCGUUCUCACUGCAAGGAUUGUGGUGGAUCCAGCAUUUGCGAGCACAAGCGAAUUCGAUCUCGCUGCAAGGACUGCGGAGGAGGAGAGCUCUGCGAACACAAGAAGUUGCGGUCUCAGUGCAAGGAGUGUGGUGGCUCCAGUUUCUGUGAACACAAAAAGAUCCGAUCGCGUUGCAGAGAGUGUGGAGGUUCGAGCAUCUGCGAGCACAACAAGCGGAGGUCGCGCUGCAAAGAAUGUGCAGAGCUCAAAUUCUGCGAGCACAAGAAGAUCCGCACUGAAUGCAAGGAGUGCGCGGCAAAGCUUGUGAGCUAA